This is a messenger RNA of Cotesia glomerata, 1038 nucleotides long. RefSeq lists its product as uncharacterized. The record is from RefSeq and is a predicted model, not a curated record. The coding region runs from base 1 to 1038 and encodes 345 amino acids. NCBI's taxonomy places the organism in Eukaryota, Metazoa, Arthropoda, Insecta, Hymenoptera, Braconidae. The transcript has a single exon.
AUGGGUAGUCCAGCAAGCCCCGUGAUUGCCAUCACUGCAGUGGAUUAUGUGAUAUCAAAAGCCCUGGAGAGGUUAGAUUUUGAGAUUUCGGUUGUAGCAGCAUAUGUGGAUGAUGAUCUUUUUCUCAUUAUACCAAGGGAUAAAGUUGAUAGGGUUGUAAAUGUGUUCAAUUCAAUUAAUAAAGACAUCCAAUUCACAAUUGAAGUUGAACAAGAUGGUAAAAUUCCGUAUUUGGAUGUGUUGGUGGAAAGAACACGAUCUGGGGAACUCAGAACUUCAUGGUAUCAGAAACCAUAUAGUUCGGGGAGAGUUCUGAACUUCAAAUCAAAUCAUCCUCUGAGCCAGAAGUUAGGUGUAGCACAAGGUUUUUUUAACAGAGCCAUACGUCUAAGUCAUGCGACUAUGGUGGCUGUAAGUACUGAUAAAGUGAGACACUUGCUCAUGAAUAAUAACUAUCUGUCAUCGCUUCUCAGUAAGUGUGAGAAAAUUACUAGUAAUAGAAUUAGUAGUAAUUUGAGGAUUGAUGCUGGUUUGAGAGGGUGGUCGUUCUGUAAGUUUCCCUAUAUCAAAGGUUUGUCACCCAGGAUUGGAUGCUUGUUCAGGCAGACGAAUUGUAAAUUAGUUUUUUACAAUUCGUGUAAAAUCAAGGAUCUCUAUAGCCCUCUAAAGGAUCCAGUUGAUAAGUGGGAUAAAUCUUGCUUGGUGUAUCGGAUCCCUUGCACUUGUGGCAAAUCAUAUAUAGGACAAACGAAACAGAAACUUAGGAAGCGGAUUAAUCAACACAUCAACGAUUGCAGGCCUGUCAACAUUAACAAGAGUAAUAUGACGGCAUUGGCGGAUCAUCAUUUUGAGAGUGGGCAUGACUUUCAGUUUGACGCUGCUCAGAUUUUAGACUAUGAAUUUCAUUUUCUAAAACGUAACAUCAGUGAGAUGUUUUUCAUCAAAGUGUUUGAUUGUGUCAAUUUUAGGUCUGAUACCCAGGGAUUAAGUUCAUCAUAUAGUGAUAUCAUAUCAGUGGCUAAAAGAUUGAUGCAAUAA